AUGUCCGAACCUACAGCGACCCAACACCAUCCCAAGUUCCAAACUCGCAAGCCAGAGCAAGAUGCCGUCGACUACGAAAUGCAGACAUAUACGCGCGGACUGGACUUUGAACGCCCACCGCUCACCUUCCAGGCUGACAAAUGGGAAGAGCUGGCCUGCAGUCGCAUGUCAGCCGACUCAAAAGGCUACGUAUACGGAUCCGCCGGCGUACGGGAGACCACAGACAAGAACCGCAGUGCCUUUAGAAGAUGGUCGAUUGUACCCAACCGCCUAGUCAGGUACGACGGCUUCCCUGACCUGACAUCCGAGAUCUUUGGGGAGAAGAUGGUAGCACCCAUCGCCAUGGCGCCCGUCGGUGUACUCAAAAUCUUCAACCCAGAAGGCGAGGUCGCGGCUGCAAAAGCAGCAGCCAAAGAAGCCAUCCCGUACAUCCUAAGUACGGCAAGUAGUACGAGUAUAGAAGAUACUGCCGCAGCCAACGGCCCCAACAGUCAACGCUGGUACCAACUCUACUGGCCGUCACGCGAACACGACGACAUCACCAUUUCGCUACUUGAACGCGCAAAGAACGCCGGCUUUACAGCUCUGUUUGUAACUCUAGAUACGUACAUCCUCGGAUGGAGACCCGAAGACAUGGACAACGGAUACAACCCCUUCAUGCGCGCCGACCGCACAGGCGUAGAACUUGGCAUGACGGAUCCUGUGUUCCGGAAACAGUUCAAAGCGAGACAUGGCGUGGAUGUAGAACGAAAGAUGGAGGCUGCGGCGCCAGAAUGGAUGAGGACGAUUUUCCCGGGCGAGAGCCAUAGUUGGGAGGAUGUCGAGUUUCUCCAGAAACACUGGCAUGGGCCGAUUGUGCUCAAGGGCAUUCAGAGCUUGGCUGAUGCGAGGAAGGCGGUGGAAAUUGGCGUGCAGGGCGUCGUUGUGAGUAACCAUGGGGGCAGGCAGCUCGAUGGAGGGAAUUCGUCGUUGGGCGUGCUGCCACAUAUUGUUGAUGCUGUUGGGGAUAGGUUGACCAUUUUCUUCGACAGCGGGAUACAAUCGGGUGCUGACAUUGCCAAGGCCAUGGCGCUAGGAGCCGACUGCGUGCUGAUUGGUAGGCCGUAUGUGUAUGGUCUGGCGCUUGGAGGAGAGAAAGGCGUGGAGCAUGUGCUCAAGAGUCUGGUGGGUGAGCUCGAGUUGACAUUGCAUUUGAGCGGCAUCCCGAGCGUGCAAAAGAAGGAUUUGAAUCGCGCCGUGCUCGUUAGAGAGGAGGCGCUUUUCGAAAGUGUGAAGGGGGUGGGAUUGCGUUAG
Alternaria ethzedia is the source of this 1293-nucleotide messenger RNA. RefSeq lists its product as uncharacterized. The transcript has a single exon. The record is from RefSeq and is a predicted model, not a curated record. Gene Ontology annotation, molecular function: FMN binding; oxidoreductase activity. Bases 1 to 1293 code for a protein of 430 amino acids. NCBI's taxonomy places the organism in Eukaryota, Fungi, Ascomycota, Dothideomycetes, Pleosporales, Pleosporaceae.